This is a messenger RNA of Prorocentrum cordatum, 964 nucleotides long. The record is from the annotation of a GenBank genome assembly. Lineage: Eukaryota; Dinophyceae; Prorocentrales; Prorocentraceae.
CAAGACUGUUCGCUCUUCGCCUUCGAUGGUACCCCCUUGGGGGGCCAUCUUUCCUACCUGCAGCGUGUAUUUCGUGCAGCCCCUGAGGCAGGGGAAGCGAGGACGGAUGAAACGAAAAAACAAGGGGGAGUGAGGAGGAGGGGGACAGUGGGACAGCGGGGCAAGGUCUAGCAUCCGUCGAAACGGACCCUAGCCGCUAUGCCAUGGAGGGCGGUGCCUCAGAAGGGCGCCGCCAUGUGCACGCCGAAGACGAGCACCAUGAACGUGGGGUGGGUGCGUACGGCGCCCUGGCCGCAAAACGGCCCAGGCCCCGACCGACCGCCGCUGCCACCGCCACACGCCGAGCCGGCGGCCUCCUUGAUGAUGGCAAUGAUGCGGCGCGUGUCGUGCGCCGCGUUCGCUGCAGCGAGAUCCGCCCUCCGCCGCGCCGAGAGCACCAGCCCGCCCGCGUCGGCCGCCAUCCGCCCACCAGGCAACGCUGGGAGCUCGUCCGCCCAGGCGUCGUCCACCAGAGGCGAAGGCGGCGCUCUUCACGGGCCCGCCAUGAGUGCCGCCAGCGCCGCCGCGCCCGCGCCGCCGUCGGCGCCGCCGAAGGCGGACCGUGGCGUUUGCGGUGCCAGUCCAGAGGCCGCGUGCGAGGCGAGAAGCGCGCCGCGGGCCGCCUCCAGGGCGGCGCGGCGUCCGUCUAAGGGGCAUGCAUAUGGGGCCACGACGGGCGCAAGCGAGCGGGGUCCACGAAGGGCAUAGAAUGCGGAGCCACACAGGGCAGCGACAGGGCCACUGAAGGCAGCAACGGGGCCACGAAGGGCAGCGAGCGAAAGCGACCGUGGAACCAGCACGGGCAAUGAAGGGCAUCGAAGGCGGGCGAAGGACACCGAACGGCGACUGCAUCCCCCAACGGGCUGGUCGGGCGGGCAGGCCCCGCCGGGCGGGUUGAGCGAACGGGUCGUUGAAACGCGAAUCC